Messenger RNA from Spirodela intermedia, 3908 nucleotides. The record is from the annotation of a GenBank genome assembly. NCBI's taxonomy places the organism in Eukaryota, Viridiplantae, Streptophyta, Magnoliopsida, Alismatales, Araceae.
AUGGAAGGAUCUCCGUCUCGCGUUCCCAUUUCUCUCCGCAGGUUUCAUCUAGACAGCGGCACCUAUCGUGCCGUGCUCCGGUUGCUCGCCCACUGCGUCCAAGCACAACCCCACGCACCUCUUGCUUCUCCUCGCCUCUCUCCGUCGCGUGCCGCCCAUGGAGGGACCGUGGCACCCCCCGGAGAGCGAGAGUGCUUGGGCUCCGCUGAAGGUGCCACCGUCUUGGACGCGUCUCCUGGAGAGGGCAAUCGCGGGGCGGAGGACGCGAGGGAGAACAAUGGGCGAGAAGGCCACCAGGAGAGCGGAGUUCUUGAUCUUCAGGAAGAUAGGGCCCGAGAGUUUCACUCGGUUGCAGGAUCAGUGAUUCGAGAAAGGUCAGACGACCUCGUGGGCAGGGGCCCUGCGCUGGCUGAUGCACACGACGAGAUUCCUCAGACCGUGGAAGGAUUUGGACCCCGCGAGGUACGAGGGGGACUUCUCGAUGACCGCCGCAAUAUUUUAUCGUCCGAGGCGCGUGUCGAUUUUCCCAAUCUUCUCGAAGAAUUAGAACAGAAAGAAGAAGCGGAUCGUGGCGUACGUGAUUCCGACGGAUUGACGCAUACGCCUUCUCCAGAAGACGUCGAGCUAUUGGGUUUCAGUGAAGUUUCUCCGCUGUUGGAUGCAUCAGAGCUCGGAGAAGACAGUAGAGAGACAAGGGUGGUCGACGAGUCCGGUUGCCAAAAAUUUUGCCGUGAUGAUAUGCCAAAUAAGCUUGCUCACGAGGAUCCACAGCUGCUUUCUGCUCAGUCGAGAGAUUCAUGUUCAGAGAAGGAACAGUGUAUGAUCGAGCAGAUCGAAAUUCAUGGUUCUUCUUUGUCAUCUAUGGGCGGCUCUGGACUGAGGGAGUUCAGUGAGGAAAAAAACGCCUCCAGUCUAAGUGCGAUUGACGAGAACGAAAUGGAAGAAGGAGAAAUUCCUGGUGAAGUUGGGGUUUCCGACUCUUCCUCUGAUUUGGAGAGUCAUCUUGCUGCUGAUGAUGGGAUGCUUCCGGAGAACAGGGUUCCAGAGGAUUAUUACACCAAGACGGCCGAGAUAUCUCAUACACUGGGUGCCUUCAUGACUCAAGGAGCUUCUGCAAGUACUUAUCAUACUAAGGAGACGACGUGCAGCACCGCUUGUGAACCUAAUCAGUCAGCCAUCGGUGUGGCAGGGCUCAGCCCACAGAGAAAGAAAAAGAAUGGCAAAGCAUCAAAGGAAGAUACUGGGAAAAUCAAGAAAAAUUCGGGUCAACCGCUCAAUAUCAUGGUACACCCCGAAUCGUCAAAGCAGAUGAGUGGUGCUAUCACGAGGGUUUCUGUGUGUGAACAUACUAUUUCUAGUAGUUUUAGUUCAGCAGAAGUGUGUAUAAAGGACAGCGAAAUCCGAAGAGAGGAAAACGCAUCCGAGAUGAAGGUAAAACUUGUUUUUUUAUUGCGGUGGGCUUGCUUCUUUUCUGUUUCCUUGUUCAAUAGAUUAAUAUUCUUUCAUGACUCUUUGAGUAUAAUAGCCAUAAAGGUAGAAGAUCGCUAUGAACCGUUGAAGGAUCUCUGAAAACUUAACAUCUUGGAUUGCUGUCCUGCUUCAUUGAACUACGAUUUCCAAACCGCAGCAUGCUAUGCGUUGUGCUAGUUUUACUCUGAUGCACCGAUCACUAGUGAUCCAAAACUUUGAACUAAUUAUUAUAAUUGUGCAUUUUCCCCCUUUUAUAGGAUGCUAAAGUUCUGGAGAAGACAAAGAGAGGCCCUCUAACUGAGAGCAGGAAGGAGAAGAAAAAGGUCAACUGCCUGUUGUUAACAUGUUAUCAGCCCAGUUGUGUGAUGCCAAGAGCAGAAGCCUGCUCGUGGUUAUUAUACGGCUGAAUCAUGGCUAUUCAUUAGUUUUAAUCGUGUAUGGAUUUAUUAUUGGCUUAUAAUCGUUUUCCUGGCUAUAAUGAAAUCCCGCAGCUGGCCAAGAAACGGAAGAGGGCAGAGACGAAUAAGAAGCUGGGUGUCAAAAGAUUGAAGUUGGAGAUGCCGCCAAAGACUAGGAAAGUGAUGCUCUGCAGCUUCUACCAGAAAGGAAGAUGCCAGAAGGUGCUUCAGCUCCUUUGUAUUUCUUCCUCCUUUAUGGACGGUUGACGACAUUGUGGAUCCACUAAGUGUGAGGGAUAUAAUUAGGAAUUUGCACAUUUAUAUAAUCGGCUCUAUUGAAAAAAUACAUAGAGAUUUUUCCAUUACUGUAGUCCUCUUAAAAUUGAUGAGUAACUUCCUCACUGUAGAAAGCAACUUGGCCACUGUUUCAUCCUUGCAAAAUAUGCUCGUUCUGUCAAUUUACUAUUCUUAGAUUUGAUUUUUUUUUUUUUGUAUCUUGAAUUAUUGGGAAUUAUUUUGUGACACGCGAAUGCAAUUGGAUGGUUUUUAUUUCUACAAGUAAGUCCCCAUGUAUAAUGGAUAGGGUCUUAGCUCUUAUAGUUAGUCUGUUCAUAAUUUCUCACGACGGAUGAGGAUGAAUUUGACAUGAAUAUGAAUCAAAACCAGUAGGCCCCAAGUUUAUUUUUUGUUUUAAUUAAUCGGCGACUAAUCCACCCUUUUAUUUUUGUGAAAAAUGACCAAAAAAAUCAUUAGCUAUUAGUGUUUCUGUUGCGAUUAUCUUUUUCAUACCAGCCUGUUUUUGACAUAUUUCUCCUUCCUUCUCAGGGGGAUUUGUGCAAAUUUUCACACGACAUGAUUCCUGAUACAAAAAGCAUGGUAUGGUUAUCUUAGUCUCGAUGCAAAUGCUAAUAUUUCUUCCUCCAUCGACAUCAGUUUCAUGUGGUGCCAAUAUUAGGGUUCUUUGUAUAAUAUAACACCCUGUUUGCUCAGUGAAGAGCAUUUUAUCGUCUAUAACUUAACUCAACAGUGAACGAUCAGCCGCGCUCACCACCCUUUUCCCCCAGUCCAAGUUCAGCUAGCUUCGGAGGAGAAUUCAAAGAUCUGAUAAUAUUUUUAUGGUUGCUGCAUGCGUCACUCUAAUCAGAAACUUAGAAUGCCUUGCUUAAUCCUCGACCCAAUUGGAGAAGAAAAAUGUAAUCUUUUAGGUAAUUUACUGGGGCCGAUGGGCUUGCUCAAUGGAUAUUAUUGCUCACUUACCUAAGAUCAGCCUCAUCUGCCACACAAGGCCUUUUUUGAUACCUUACCUUAGAACCAUUGGGACGUCAGCCGUUGACUUUUACUAUGACUACCUCGCGAGGAAUCCUGAGAAUCAUUUCGGUAUGGAUACUGUGACUACUCAAUCGUUUUAUUUAUUCUCCGCAGCCCUGUACAUUUUUUGCGCGUGGAACCUGCUUGAAAGGAGACAACUGCCCAUUUGACCACGAGCUUUCGAAGUACCCUUGCCACAAUUACGCCUCUGAAGGGAGGUGCAACAGGGGAGAAAAUUGCCUCUUCUCCCACAAGGUAUCUACACCGAAUAUGGUUAAAACUCGGUUAUUCACAUUAUCCUUUUUUAGCAUAUUUUCUGAUGUAUGAUGGCAUGCUGAAUGGUUUCAGCUCCCCACUGGCGAGCUUCCUUCUGCAUCCGCUCCCGGAGAAACAGGAUCAGGUAUGCUGCAGAAGCAUCUGAAUUCGAGCAACUCAUCGCUGAAAGCUGCGAUUCCAGCUGCAAAGACUCCGAUCGAGCUGACAAAAUCGAAGCAGCCGGUGAGCCUGCCAAAGGGGGUGUGCUUUCUGUCUUUUGGUAAAGAGCCGUCGUCAGCUGGUGGAAGCAGGCAGCUUCAUGGCAGCAUCCAUGCGCAGAGACAUGAGGAGAGCCCACCUGAGAAGAGCCCUCUUCGUGCAGAAAAAAUCAGGUCAGAUGAAAGUCUCCGGUCAGAAGCAGCUGGGAAUGACGCCAGCAGAAUUCUGGAGGAGUUUCUGUUCAGUGGGAUCGCUUAG